Molecule: messenger RNA, 2782 nt
Organism: Phycodurus eques (leafy seadragon)
Lineage: Eukaryota; Metazoa; Chordata; Actinopteri; Syngnathiformes; Syngnathidae
Gene: kcng3
Product: potassium voltage-gated channel, subfamily G, member 3
Exons: 2
Coding region: 88-1356 (422 amino acids)
Biological process (GO): potassium ion transmembrane transport; protein homooligomerization
Cellular component (GO): membrane; voltage-gated potassium channel complex
Molecular function (GO): delayed rectifier potassium channel activity; protein binding
Source: RefSeq, a predicted model, not a curated record
AGCAGCACGGGGAGGUUCCCCCGGCAGGCAAGUGUCCCAGGAUCCACCAUGGAAGCAGCAAGGAGUCGCUGAAGGAAGAAAGGAGCCAUGAAGUUCGGGAAGAGCAUCUGCGUGCUGAACGUCGGGGGGACCCGCUACGCUUUCACCCGCGACGUGAUCCGGGAUUUCCCUCUGAGGCGCGUCAGCCGCCUCCACGCGUGCGCCACCGAGAAGGAUGUACUGGAGCUGUGCGACGACUACGACCGCGAGCGCAACGAAUUCUUCUUCGACCGCCACGCGCAGGCUUUCGUCUUCAUCAUGCUCUACGUGCGCUCCGGUAAACUGCGCUUCGUGCCCGGCGUGUGCGAGUUGUCCUUCUACGCCGAGAUGCUCUACUGGGGGCUGGAGAGCGCGCACUUGGACUCCUGCUGCCAGAAGCGCCUGGACGAGCGGCUGUCCGAAGUCGGGCUGUCCGAGCAGGUGGCGGACGUCACCGCCGGGGAGGAGACCCGGAGUCUGGUGGGCGAACCGGUGGCGGUGAUGCAGCUCACCGGCCGCGGCAAGUGGCUGGAGAGGGCGCGCAGGGCGUUCGAGGAGCCCAACUCGUCGCUCGGGGCGCAGCUGCUGGCCACCGUGUCUGUCGUCUUCGUCAUCGUGUCCAUGGUCAUGCUGUGCGCCAGUACGCUGCCCGACUGGGACACUGCCAAGAGAAACUCCGUGGAGGAGCACAGGAUAGUGGAGGCCGUCUGCAUCGGCUGGUUCACGGCGGAGUGCAUCCUGCGCUUCCUGGUGGCGCGGGACAAGUGGGACUUCCUCCGGCAGCCGCUCAAUAUCAUCGACGUGGUGGCUAUCACGCCGUACUACGUCACCAUGACGAUGGCCCGGGCGGGCGUGCCAGGCGCCGGGCUCGGGGUGGCGGGUGUGUUCCUGCGCGCGCUGCGCAUGAUGCGAGUGUUCUGGCUCAUGAAGCUGGCCCGCCACUUCCUGGGCCUGCAGACGCUGGGGCUGACGCUGCGGCGCUGCUACCGGGAGAUGGUGAUGCUGAUGGUGUUUGUCUGCGUCGCCAUGGCGAUUUACAGCGCCCUGGCACAGUUGCUGGAGCACGGCUUGGACCUGGGCGUGCGCAACCAGGACUAUGCCAGCAUUCCCGCCGCCGCCUGGUGGGUCAUCAUCUCCAUGACGACGGUAGGCUAUGGGGACGUGUACCCCAUCACCGUCGGAGGGCGGGUGCUCGGGGGGAUGUGCGUGGUGAGCGGCAUCGUCCUCCUGGCGCUCCCCAUCACGUUCAUCUACCACAGUUUUGUACAGUGCUACCACGAACUCAGACUGCGCUCGGCCAGGUACGCUCGCAGCCUCUCAGCGGAAAUGCUGCAGUGAACAUUUUUGCCCUGGACACCUUGCACAAUAGAAAUAAUCGGAACGACUGGAAAUGAUCCACAUAGAAAAAAAUGUUCACGGCAUGCACACUCACCAUCGAGACAUGCCGUCCAAUUGUUGUAACGCGAUGCCAGUCAUUUUCAAAGCCUUUUAAACCAUUUUGACUGACUCAAUCACAGAUUAUUUUUUGACAAUAUAAGGACCAAACCCACCCAAAAAAAAAGAAUAGACUCUCUUCUUUGAAGAGAAUGAAAAAGUUCGUUUCUGGCUUCUUUAGUAAUCAGCAGAAGAACAUGGGUUGGUUUCACCAGUUUCUGCCCAGAAAAAGGGGAAAGAGUGUCGAGCAGAACGACUCUGACUCUGAAAUAAACAGAAUGACUAGAACUAGAGGGGGAAAUCUGGCUCAAGUCAGUUUCAAAUGGUCUGCUAUUGUGCAAGCGUGCUCCCUCAGAAGCACACAAAUAAUUAUUUAUUGAAGACCAGACCAAUCCAGUUGUCCCUGCGGAUGGUUGUUUACACAUCGUCGACAUGGUAACAACAAUGUGUGUGUGUGUGUGAGAGAGAGUGUGUGUGUGCGUGGUGUGGCCUUCAGCCAUUCACUUUGUCAGGGGCUGUGCACAAGAUUGAUGUCUGACCUAGAUGCAUUAAGCAUGUAUCGAGAGGCGAGGACGGGAGGAGGCCACAUACACGCACAUGCACACACACGGACACACGCACACACACACACGCACACACAGUGUAAUGAGAGGGGAGCUCAACCCAAAUAAUGAAAUAGAGAGAUGCGUCAGGCGGAACCUGAAUUUGGCAGAUUUAAACAAUAAAAAGGAGAUGUAACGUGAAGGUUAAAAACAAAGAAAUAUAUUUAUUUAUUUAUUCUCUCCUCGUGUGCCAAUAGGAGUGAGGGAAGCGUUUUUUUGUUGUUCUCAUCUCCACAGUACCCUCCUUCUGUGGCAUGCCCAUCAUAGAGGCCGUUGAUUUGUGUGUGUUUGCACGCCAAUAGACCACGUGCAGUCACACACACUUAUACACGCACACGCACGCACACAAACCGUCAUUGCAAAAUGAGUGAAAAAAAUGACAUCACAUGCAUGCCGACGAAGGUUGUGAGGUUCCAUGAAUUACGCUGGCUGGCUGCUUAAUGAAGAGCCUCAUAUGUUUCCAAACAAAACAAUCUGACACCCCACACCGCAGUCUCCCGCCUCGCCGUCGACAUCAAUCAAAGAUCAGACUGGAGUUCAUCUCUUUGUAUUUAAGUGUCAAUUUUUCAUCUCUUCCCACGUCGAUAUCCAUUUCGUCGCUGUACUUUUUUUCGAUGUGCUUUUCGAGUAGCAUAAAUGUGACAAGAGUAUAAUCAGUACUGUAUUUUGGUAUCAAUGGUCCACCAAAUAGCCUCGCACCAAACACUUUUUUCGCCAAUUGUGAUGUA